This is a messenger RNA of Bemisia tabaci, 1595 nucleotides long. RefSeq lists its product as uncharacterized. The record is from RefSeq and is a predicted model, not a curated record. NCBI's taxonomy places the organism in Eukaryota, Metazoa, Arthropoda, Insecta, Hemiptera, Aleyrodidae.
AUGAACGAGGUGUCAAAUGUACAUCGAAAUUCGUUUCUUUCGCAUCAAAUUAUUUUAAGUGUUUACACUUUUCAGUUAAACUUGAUUCGCACCUCAUGAAGUUAUUCUUUGCUUUUCCUUUAAACUUAUUCUCAUGAGUAUCGUGUCUAGUUAGAAUGCAAAUUAAGAAAGCAUUAUUUUCUUGUCUUGCAACAAGCUUUAGUGCUAUAAUAUUGUGUUUUCUGGCCGGCUCCUGGGGGAUAAGCCUGAAGGACGUGGACGGCUACUUGAGCGCACUGGAUGGCUUCCAGACUCACAGCAACGCAAGCUUCGAGGCCAGUUGCCUGAACUUGACGACGGCAAUCAAAACACUUCUGCGAACGGUGGACGGACGACGGGUGAUCCAGCUAGACGCUCCGCUUUUCACGCUGCCGUACUUGAACCAAGACAGGUUCCCGGUCGUCGUAUACUUCCCCUGUUUUCGGGCCUGCCACCACAUCGUCAUCCAGAGGGUGGACGGUCUCCUCUUCGUCUUCGACCACUACUCCCCCGAGGAGAUCGCGACGAUGAUGGAUGGGGUCGGAUACCGGAACGAGACUAGCUCGUUUUACCGCAAGUACUUGCGACGCCCGGUCACCCAUUCGGUUUUCUUCAGUCUCCGAUACUCGCGCAAGGAGAACACUGGCAUCACGGGGAUUGUCGCUACGUAUUUGCUGGACUCCAGCACACGUGUGGCAGUGACGCUUUAGGACGCGAUUUUCCUUCCCUGUUAGCAUAUAUUCUGUAAAAAAUUGUAUCCGUGAAGUUGGCUUGUUUUUCGUCGAAAAAAUAAAAUAGAAGCAGAAAUGUUGAUACACUGCAGUAGAGGUGCGUGCACUACAAUUAAUAGGCGAUCAGCGAUUCAUGUAUUAUGAAUCUAGAUUUGUGUUGAUAAGUUUUUCCCGUCAUAUUCUGAUGACAAAAAUGGUUUAAAUGACUGACUUUGAAGGCUUUGAAUUGAUUAAGAUCUGAGAUUUGAUUACGUGAGUUACGAGGGCUUCAUCUUUUUGCCUAUUUAAAAUUUUAGUUCCGUGCAUCCUGAUGGUUGAAAUGUUGUGUUUGUCGUCCAGUUAAGACAAGAUUAAGGAGAAUUGAGUUCUGUGAUUGGUCAGUUUUAUCCUUCGUACUCUUUUUGUCGUCGAUAAAGGAUGGAUUCAACGACAUAGUAUCAGCAACCCAAGAGAUGCCCUUAGCUUCUCGAUCAUUACAUCAUUUAUCGACGAGAAAAAGGAGACGAAGGAUAAAGCUGACCAGUCAUAGAACUCAAUUAUCCUCAAUCUUGUUUGAACCGGUCGACAAACACAAAAUUUCAAAAAUCAGGCUGCUUGGCAGACAGAGACAAUGUAUCGAUGGCCAAAGUACGAAACCACGUAUCUCCGUUCAGUACGACUAUCAGCGCGCCUUCAUUUUUCAAGCAAACUUCCGGCUCAACAUUUGCACUUCCCAUUCGCGAAUCAUGCAACACAGGAAAAUUUGUUGUUGCUAUCAUUCUUUCAUAGGUAGACGAUAGAAUAUACUGUCUCACCAUUUUUAUUGAUUUUUCCUCAUUGUAAAUAGAAUAUUCUGUGAAAAUCAAA